CAGACGUCCCACAUGUCCCACAUGUCCCACAUGUCCCACAUGUCUCGGGCGCAGAGUCUGAGGGCGCUCGUGAGCGCGCGGCUGAGCGCGGCCGCGGAGGAGAUCUGCGCGCUCCUGGAGAGGACCGUAGAGGAGUACGAGCACGAGCUCAGCCGCGUCAGGGAGACCCGAGGACACGGGACACCGGGGACGGGACACGGGACACCGGGGACGGGACACGGGACACCGGGGACGGGACACGGGACACCGGGGACGGGACACGGGACACCGGGGACGGGAGCGGAGGAGCAGCGGGAGCCGCGCGGAGUCAGAGGUGUCCAGAUCGUGUCUGUGAGUGAAGAGGCUCUGGAGCAGAGCGCCCCCUGGAACUGCCCCUGGAAACUGCAGCCUGAGGAGGGAGGGCCCUGCGGCUCUGGAAAUCAGACUGUGAAGCCGGACCACGUUAAAGACGAGCCUGAACUGUGCAUCAAACAAGAGGAACAACUCCCCUUCACUCCUGUCACCGUCAAAUCUGAAGACGAUGAAGACAAGUCCUCUGUGCUUCACCAAAGACCAACUGAGGAGAACAGAGAGGAAACCAACGGAGAGGAGUGUGGAGCAGACCAGAGACCAUACAGCUGUUCAGACCAGAGACCAUACAGCUGUUCAGUUCCACUCACUUUGUUACAAUCACUUGUGAAAAAGCCAAAGCCGAGGCGUCACCGGUGCUCGGACUGUGGGAAGAGCUUUGUGCGAAACGCAGAGCUCCAGCGACACAUGCUCAUUCACACAGGACAGAGACCUUUCGGGUGCUCGGUUUGCGGCCGAGGAUUUCGAGUGGUGUACCAGCUCCAUUCUCACAUGAGGACUCACACGGGAGAAAAAAGUUGUUUCUGUCAGGUCUGUAAUAAAGGCUUCGGUACCAAAAGUCUGCUGAAAGAGCACAUGAGAGUCCACACGGGACACAAACCUUUCAGGUGUCCAGUGUGUAACCGAGGCUUCACACAGAGAGGCAACGUACGGGCGCACAUCCGGACACACACGGGAGAGAAACCUUUCAGCUGUCCAGUCUGUCAGAGGUCUUUUACACAGAAAAGCACUUUGGAUAAACACGUGGCCACACACAGGCGGAAGAACCAUACAGGUGUUCAGGAGUCGCCGUUUGAUUAGAACUUCCUCAUUUUCAGCAGAUUUUUCAUCUUUUCUUCACAAACUGCUUCUAGAUCAGUGUAAAACUCUCAUUUAUAUUUACAGUAGAUGAGAUUCGUGAGAAAGAUUUAAACUUGUUGUACUUGAAGUCACGUCACUGUAAAAUAAAAUCACAUUUCAACAGU
Messenger RNA from Periophthalmus magnuspinnatus, 1313 nucleotides. RefSeq names its product endothelial zinc finger protein induced by tumor necrosis factor alpha-like. Bases 13 to 1149 code for a protein of 378 amino acids. NCBI's taxonomy places the organism in Eukaryota, Metazoa, Chordata, Actinopteri, Gobiiformes, Gobiidae. Gene Ontology annotation, biological process: regulation of transcription by RNA polymerase II. The record is from RefSeq and is a predicted model, not a curated record. Gene Ontology annotation, cellular component: nucleus. Gene Ontology annotation, molecular function: DNA-binding transcription factor activity, RNA polymerase II-specific; RNA polymerase II cis-regulatory region sequence-specific DNA binding. The transcript is spliced from 3 exons.